This is a messenger RNA of Nannizzia gypsea CBS 118893, 837 nucleotides long. Its product is annotated as YhhN domain-containing protein. Lineage: Eukaryota; Fungi; Ascomycota; Eurotiomycetes; Onygenales; Arthrodermataceae. Bases 1 to 837 code for a protein of 278 amino acids. The transcript has a single exon. The record is from RefSeq and is a predicted model, not a curated record. Gene Ontology annotation, cellular component: membrane.
AUGGACGUCAGCCUGCCUCCAAAACCCGCAGUGUACCUCCUACUGGUAUCCCUGCCAACCCUGAUCCUAUGCGAGGUCAAUUCAAUAUACAUCGGCCACUUUCUCGGCAAACCAAUCUCGUCCCUCGCCUUUCUCUCCGGGGCCAUCUACUUAACCCUCCAUGAACCCUCUCCCUACCGCAACUUCAUCACCUGGGGCCUCUUCUUCUCUCUAAUCGGAGAUAUCCUCCUUAUACCCUCUCGAAGCGAAUACGCCAAAGACACAAAACCCACCCCCAGAACCGCCAACAAGCCCAUUGCCGAGAAAGAAGUCUCCAUAUCAGCGUCAUUCCAGGCUGGAAUCGGUGCUUUCGCUGCAGCUCACAUAGCGUAUAUCCUUGCCUUUCUGGAAGAUACGCAAAGUAUAUCGUGGCCUGUCUUCGCGAGCGUGGCGGUAGCCUCGUUGCUUGCCGCGAGAUGGUUGGGGGUUCUAUACCCGAAGCCAGGUAGCGAGCUGGAGGCGAGUGGUGGCUUGCUUAUGAGGUCGAAUGUAUUGGGUUUGUCUGUGCCAGAUGAUAUGCGGCAUUUGGUAUGUGUGUAUACGCUGAUUAUCAGCUGUAUGGUUGCUUCUGCUGUUUCGACGGUACCGGUGUUGCAGCUUCCGACUAGCAUGUCGAUGCAGAGCCAGAGAACUUUGGGAGCGGUGAUGUUUGUGAUCAGUGAUAUCUUUGUUGCUAAGGAUGCGUUUAGCAAGAAGCGUGUUGAUAAGGGAGGGUAUUUUUGGCUGCAGUGUUCUCUUGGAUGGGGGCUGUAUUUUUGGGGCCAGAUGGUUCUAGCUGGAACCCUGAACGGUGUAUAG